Molecule: messenger RNA, 1008 nt
Organism: Tripterygium wilfordii
Lineage: Eukaryota; Viridiplantae; Streptophyta; Magnoliopsida; Celastrales; Celastraceae
Exons: 4
Coding region: 1-1008 (335 amino acids)
Molecular function (GO): nucleic acid binding; zinc ion binding
Source: RefSeq, a predicted model, not a curated record
AUGGCAUCGUCGAGUGAUCGAAAUACGAUCCCUGUCUUCAAUGGCGAAGAUUAUGCCUCAUGGAAGAAUCAACAGAUGACAGCAAAGGAGAUUGAGAGCACCAGGAUUAUGAAUGCUAAGGCUUUGUCAAGACUUCAAAAUGGGGCCAAGGAGGCAUGGGACACUCUGGCAAAAGAUUUUGAAGAAGACAGUCGCACGGUGGUCAUCAAGCUACAGAACUUGAGGCGAGAGUUUGAAAAUCUACAUAUGUUAGAGGCAGAAGUUGUGAAGACUUUCUACGAUAGAGUUGUAUAUGUGGUAAAUCAAAUGCAAACGUUGGGGGAGGAGGUCACAGACCAGAAAGUUGUUCAGAAGAUUCUCAUUAGUUUACCUGAGAGUGGGUCUCUAGAAGCCCAUAAGCAGAGGAGGGAGAGACGAGGAUAUCAAAAUCAGUCUGUUGAAUCAGCUUUUCAGGCAAAGCUGAAUUUCAAGGAGGAAUCAAAAAGGGGAAAGCAAUCUCAAUGGAAAGGUACUGAAAAAGGUACUAGUUCCAGUAGUACUGUCCAAGAUAAAAAUGUCUCUGGUAGUGGUAAAAUGUGUGAUAUUUGUAAGAGAGUGGGCCAUAUAGCAGAUGAUUGCUGGCACAAAGGCAAGCCACAAUUCCACCAUUGCAAAAGGUUUGGUCAUAUUCAGAAAUAUUGUCGUUUUAAAACAGAAAACAAGGCAAAUCUUGCUAAAUUUAGUUCUAGUGCAGAAGAAAAUCUAUUCUAUGCUACACAGUCUACUUUGUCUAUUAAAAAUAAUGUCUGGUACCUUGACUGUGGUUGCAGUAACCACAUGUCUGGUAAUGAAGCUCUGUUUGACUAUUUCAAUCAUGGUGUGUCAACUAUGAUUAGACUGGGAAAUGGUGAAGCUGUAAGCUCUAAGAGAAAAGGGAGAGUAAAAAUACAAACUAUUGAGGGAGUAAAGUUUAUUAAUGAUGUUUUGUAUGUUCCUGCAUUGAGUAGUAAUUUGUUGAGUGUGGGAUAA